CAGGUUUCAGGAAUCCGUUUCAGCGUUUCCAAGCGCUUCAGUCUACAGGCGAACGCGUCACAGAUAGCAUAGCAGGAGCAAGAGUGUGUUACAAUGUUGCCAUCACGCUCUGUAAAGUUUCGUCUUUAUUUCGCAGUGUUUGAGGCGUCCUUCAUCGUCCUGAGCCUAAUUAAUCCACAACCCUGUCGAGCUGGAAUAGGUCUGCGAUGCGACAUGAUUCCCGAGGGAGUGAGCGCUCCAAAGAGCCGGGAAAGUACCGACAAAUAUAAGAUAGAAAUAUCUGGAAACCCGGAAUCGUAUGUACCCGGAGAGCAGUAUUCAGUAUUUCUACGAGUAUCAAAUCCCACCCAAACUGAAAGCCGUUUCUCGCAUUUUAUCCUAUCAGUGAGCAAUGAAAAUCCGGAAAAAAAUAUCGCCGGCGAUGGUUCCAUUGGUACUCUUCAACUUUACGGAGACGCAUCCAUCAAGUUUAGCGAUCGAUGUCAAAAUGCCGUGAUCGAAACCGAUAGCCAACCCAAAAGCGAGAUACAAUUUCUAUGGCUUGCUCCUGUCAAAGGAAGCGGAUGCAUCAAAUUCAAAGCUACUGUGGUUGAGUCUGUAAACACUUGGUAUAGCGAAGACGCAGAUUUGACUAAAAUCGUUUGUGAAGAAGCACCUGAUACUGAUGACACUCAACCGCAUAUCCUCAAGCAAUGCUGCACAUGCGAUGAAGCAAAAUAUGAGGUAACUUUUGAGGGUUUAUGGUCAAGAAACACCCAUCCUAAGGAUUUUCCCACCAAUGGAUGACUAACAAGAUUUAGCGACAUUAUUGGAGCUUCUCAUACUGUCAAUUACAGCUUCUGGUCGUACGGAGAUCUAGCCAGCGAAGGUCUUCAGCAGUUAGCAGAGUAUGGAAACACUCGCAUGCUUGAAAGCGAACUAAAAGCUAAAGUAAAUCCUCUAUUAACUCCUUCAAAUUCUUUUAAACUUUUGUUUGUUUUUUAGAGUGACCAUAUCAGGACUAUUAUCAAGGCUAGAGGAGUGAGUUAUCCGAAUAUCACUGCAAAGACAUUCGCUGUUUUCAGGGUGGAUAACAAGCAUCAUCUUAUGUCUAUAGUAUCCAUGAUUGAUCCUUCGCCAGACUGGAUUGUCGGGGUAUCCGGUUUAGAACUUUGUCUACGAAACUGUACAUGGAUUGAAGCAAAAGUUCUUAAUCUAUAUCCAUGGGAUGUCGGGACCGAUGAUGGAAUCACUUAUUUGUCUACAAACCAACCUGCUCUAACCAAACAACCAAUCAGGAGACUGAAAUGGGACUAUCCAGACGAUCCAAAAUCGCCAUUUUAUGAUCCCUCGGGAGCACCAAUGAAGCCCUUCGCUAAAUUGACACUGUCUCGUCAGAGGUUAUACGAAAAAAGUUGUGAUUCUGCCGGACAGGAUGAAUUAGAAGAUGUGAAUUUAAAUUGCGAAACUUCAGAUUGGUCAGAUUGGUCACCUUGCUCGGCUACCUGUGGAAGAGGCGUUAAAUAUAAACAAAGAAGAUACAUAAACGAGGAGAGUAAAUACAUUUGCCACAAGAAACUCACGGAAAGGGCUACAUGUGAAGCUAUCCCGAAAUAUUGCCCACAAAUUAGGCAGAAAGAACGACAAGAUCCUCUUUGUGAGUUAGGUCCAUGGUCACCAUGGUCAAGUUGCAGUGUCACAUGCGGUAAAGGAACUCAAACCAGAAACAGGAAAUAUAAAAACAGGUAUGCGGCUAAACGUUGUAACGUUGCUCCUGGACGACCACCUAUUCUCCAGCAAAAUCUGGAAUGUUGGGCUGAAACAAACUGUCCAGAUUAUGACGACGAGAUUAUAGACGAAAAUUGUAACGAACGUCCAUGGACUGAUUGGUCUCCGUGCUCUGCAACUUGCGGAAAAGGAAUCAAGGAACGAUACAAACUGCAGUUAGCUCCCAAUAGAAAACAAGGAUAUAUCUGGUCUGUCAAAAGUCUAAGAGAACUGCAGGACGAAGAGAAGGAUAUUGACGAUCCUUGUGCGAGAAAAGUUAGAGAAACCGUUGAAUGUUUUGAAAAACAUUGCGAAAAAGAACAUAAAAUUUUGAAUGCUGCUGUUUGCAGUCUGCCAAAAGAUAUUGGAGCAUGUAAAAGCAACGUAGACCGUUGGUAUUUUGACCCAAUCAAAGGCCAGUGCGAAAUCUUUAGCUACAGCGGCUGUGAGGGCAAUCAAAACAAUUUCAACACCCUAGAAAUUUGUCAAACAUUGUGUAUAUCAUAUCACAGAGAAUUUAUAGCUAAUUUAACUGCUAAAAGAAAUCAAUUGAAUGGAUCUAUAUCAAGGGUUGUUUCGCAUAAUAUUCAAAAUGAUGCUACUACGGUACCUGUAAAUGAGCUAUCAACAAAUUUGGGGAAAUUAGAUUGUCGUCUGUCUAAAUGGACAGAAUGGUCUAAAUGUGUAGCACUAGAUGGAGAUUGCGGUCAUGGACACAAGAUGAAAUAUAGACACGUGGAGAUCUACCCAUUGAAUGGAGGCAAACAAUGCUCAAAGAAAAUGAUUAAAAAGAAGAAAUGCAGUAUACUAUGCAAAAAAUAAACUAAAAAAUAUACUUACCUAAAUGUCAUAUCAUCAUUAUUAUUAUUAACCGAUGUUAAUAUGCGUUAGCAUUAAGAAUAUGUUACUACGAAAAAUAAUUUGAAAUUUGAUUUUAAAUAAUCAAUUAUCAGUCUGUGUUAACUGGACUUAGUCUAACGCAUACAUACCAAAAAAAACUGAUGUUAUUAUAUAAAAAUAUCAAACUAAAUGGACAAUAAAAUGGUAUAAGAGAAUUAAACGUAUAAUUUAAGUUCCAGCUUCUCAAAAAUA
Molecule: messenger RNA, 2838 nt
Organism: Sitophilus oryzae (rice weevil)
Lineage: Eukaryota; Metazoa; Arthropoda; Insecta; Coleoptera; Curculionidae
Product: spondin-1
Exons: 14
Biological process (GO): cell adhesion
Cellular component (GO): extracellular matrix
Molecular function (GO): serine-type endopeptidase inhibitor activity
Source: RefSeq, a predicted model, not a curated record